Xylona heveae TC161 is the source of this 2244-nucleotide messenger RNA. RefSeq lists its product as hypothetical. The coding region runs from base 1 to 2244 and encodes 747 amino acids. Gene Ontology annotation, biological process: coenzyme A biosynthetic process. The record is from RefSeq and is a predicted model, not a curated record. The transcript has a single exon. Gene Ontology annotation, molecular function: phosphopantothenoylcysteine decarboxylase activity; FMN binding. Gene Ontology annotation, cellular component: phosphopantothenoylcysteine decarboxylase complex. Lineage: Eukaryota; Fungi; Ascomycota; Xylonomycetes; Xylonales; Xylonaceae.
AUGGCGGUCUCGCGGACACCAUCGACGAUUCCUGUCCCUGAUAUGCGGACCAUGGACAUGCCGCGAGAGCUACGCCUGCUUGUGGCCUCGACCGGCUCGACCGCGGUGGGCUUUGCCGAACGUCUCUUUCCUCAACUCUUGCAGCAACCACACGUGGUUGUCGAGGGGUUGGUUGACUCGGAGUUAUGGAAAGAUAGUACGAUAUUGCAUGAUUACACCAUCACCUCGAACACCCAAUACGAGCAUGUGUCGUCGCGCGAGCAGUACGUCCGCAACCUUGCAUUGCAGCGAAAGGCGGCCAGCCUGAGCGAAUGGGCCGAUUUAUUAGUUCUCGCCCCCAUAGAUGCAGAUACACUUUCCAAAAUGCUUCAUGGCAUGGCCGAUACGCUGUUACUGGAUCUCUUGCGGAAUUGGGAUGUAUCGAAGAAGAUUCUGCUUGUGCCCGGCAUGUCCGUCACCGCCUGGGAAAACCCAAUGACCAAGAAGCAACUGAACAAAAUUCGUCGCAAAUGGAACUGGAUUCGGGUUCUGCAACCACUUUUGUACCGCUUUCGAAAGGGAGUCGACUUGGAAAUGCUCGACUGGAACUGCCUGGACGACCUCGCCGACACGAUUCGGAACCAAGUUGAUCUGAUGACAAUUGGCCAAGAAGUGGACAUGACCAUGGGGAGCGUGUCGGAAAACUACCAGGGCCGUAAUGCGCGGCCAAAGAGUACUUCCAUCAAGCUUCCGCCCGAAAUAUGGACCAUGGUGUUUGAGUAUCAUGGCGACUGGGAGCUCGCCAAAGCCCUGGGCGUUUACACGACGCUACCAACACCUCCAGAGUGGCAACGACAUGGUCAUUUGGAUAAAAGUCAAACGUACAUGAGAGAGCUUGAAUCUACUAUUCUUACCGGAUCGGUAUCCGACGUUGCUAACAAGCUUCGGUCAUGCGAGCCGCCUGUCUACCUGUCGCGGCUAUGCGUGAAGCUAAUCAUCAAAUUUGGCCUAACAAAUCUUCUAUCCUACCUAGAGAGCAAUCACAAGGAUCUAUUUUGGGCAACAUUCGGACAUACCCUCCUACCUACUAAAGCCAGCGCGGCAUUUGGGCGUGUAGAAAUUCUCGAAUGGUGGCGAACGUCGCCGUCAUUCCUUACGAAAGAAUACACCUCUGAGGCGAUUGACGGCGCCAGCAAAGCAGGCUUUGUCCACGUUCUGGACUGGUGGAGAAAGUCUGGUCUCCCACUACGCUACACUGAGGCGGCACUCGAACAAGCCAGUUCCAAGGGACACAUUGACGUGCUAGAAUGGUGGAAGAGCGCGUCCAUGCACGAGGGCAGCUGCUCCACUGACGUCGAGAACGUAAAGCACACUCUGACCGGAUCGAACGCUGCCGGAGGGCCCAACCUUGACCGCAGUUCCAGCGGAUAUCCAAUUCCCACUUCUCGCCGCGGCAGCCACCUCUUAACGCCUCCAAAACAUUCUCCCUCAUCAUCAUCAUCAUCAUCUCCCAUCCGCGAUCCCCACUCUCUAGCAUUCUAUUCUUCCGCGCCUACAAUCAAGCCCUCCAUCUCGUCUUCUCCAUCUGCUUCUUCCUGCCCACCCUCGACCGCCUCCGCUUUCUCCUUCCCGCCGAUCCCGCCCGCCAUCCAAACCAAAUACCACACUCGAAUUUCUACCGCCACCUCCUCUUCCCACAACAACAACCCUCUCUCUUCCGACCGACCCAACUCUACCCCUCCUUGCUUCCCAACCGUCUCCUUCUCUCCCUCCCACACCGACCCCCACCACACUGAUACCUUCUCCGCCCCCUCCUCCUCCUCUUCUUCUUCCUCAUCAUCAUCAUCCCCGCUCCACCUAAAAGUCGGCCGCUCCAUCUGUUUCGCCGCACAAGCUGGCCAAACCAGCGCCGUCAAAUGGUGGGACGAGUCGGGUAUCCCCUACUCGCACGAAGAAACCGUCGCCAAGAUCGCCUCCACGCACGGCCACGUCGCCGUCCUGGUCCUCUGGAAAUCCCUCAAAGCCGAGAAAAUGAUCUACGAUAACCAAGUCCUCGUCGGCCCUACCAAAAACGGCCAUGCCAACGUCCUCGAGUGGUGGAAACGCUCGGGCUUCAGAGUCGAGUACAAGACGUGCGAUAUCGAGGAGGCCCUCGAAGAUUCCCUCGGUGGCAAAGGCGAAGAAGAGGUCCGCGUCUGGUGGGCCCGCAAUGGACUCAAUUUGGGCGUCGGCACGAGCGAGUGGAUGAAGGUCAAGGUUUUGUGA